AGAAGGCAAAGCAUUUGAGUUAGGUACGAAAUCCCUGCUUUCGAGUGGUAUCGGCGAUUGUACUGACUGUGAACAGCUGGGAACAGAUGGCAUAUCGACUGUUUCCGCUGUAACACCUGCAACACAGCCCUCGAUUCCGACGCGAACCUCCUACUCCUCGGCGAUGGUUCUCUUAUCUGCAACAACUGCACCUACAGUUGCAGCAAUUGCGGGAACAAGAUUGAAGACCUUGCCAUCCUGACUGGUGACCAGGCUUUCUGCGCCAACUGCUUCAAAUGUCGGAAUUGCAAGAGAAAGAUCGAAAACUUACGAUAUGCGCGCACAUCCCAAGGUAUCUUCUGCAUGGAUUGUCAUGAGGCAUUGAUGGCUAGGAGACGCAAAAGGUCUGCGAAGGGUUCCUCAGCGCGCUCGAAAGCCUCCGCAAACAACCACCUCGACAAGUCCUUACCUGCGAUCCCACCCCCAGAAGCGAGGAAGACCGCAUACAUACCUGAGACACAAUCACCAUACCCCGAGUCCUACCCCGAUACGCCAUCCGAUGUUCCAUCGGUUGCGAAGACCAUGAGCGAACUACGCGAUGUGAGUUCGAGACCGUCGACAGGAGAGCAGACUCCGCCCCAAAAUCUGCUCACUCUACCAUCGACCACCUUUCGCAACAACAGACAGUCUGUCAUGUCUCAACGUUCAGAUCUUUCAGGAGGAGGCGAGGAAUUUUUGAUUCCUCUCGCAUUUGAUCCCUCGGCACAGCCAACCACUCAAUCACCCAGUAUGGCGAACCAAAUGACGCCGCGCGUGGUCGAAGAGAAGCCCAAGGACUAUUUCACGAGUAGACCGACACCUCCUGUGGGUCAGCAUGCAAUCUCAAAAUCGAAUACUUCUAGCCCACAUAUUGCGUAUCAAGAGAAAGGGCGACAGUCUUCGCGCGACAUGAGCGAAUGGAGUCGAUCAAGGCCAACUGGUAGCCGAUCAGGAUCUGCAAGCGCAUCGCCAUAUGUUGUCCCAGAGAGACCACGGCCGUCGGAAGAAUCUCCUCGCUUGUCACAACAAAUUGCUCGCCCUAACGAGGCAUCGUUGAAUGAACGGUUCAAACUACAAGAGGCUCCUAAGAACAAAAAAGGUCCGACUUCAACCCCUCCGUCUCGGUCGGAAGCAUCAACCCCUCGCGCAGACGUUAUGAGCGAUCCCAUGGAGCAGUUUACGACCACUAAGAAUAUGCCUGCACCCGAUGUGGGCUCCCCACCAGAAGACCACGAUUUCACGACACCGCGGCUCUCGGCUGAGUCGAGCCCUGUCCAUGAUGCGGUAAACGAGUCCCCCAAGCCUGCGCAAUUGCCUGCAGCAUCGAUUCUUCAGAAUCUGCCAAAGAGAGGUGAUUCUCUGGACAGUGCAAAGCGUAACCAGACGAUACCCAGGAAAGAAUUGAACACGUCCGCGAACAUCCCUUCCACCCUUAGUGGAGUUGUGAACGGAAGCGCCACUACCCCAAAACAAUCCAUGCAGCCUACGGAUCUCGCCAGAGCAAAUGGUGGAAAGGUUAUCUCUGGUCCCAUCGGUUCGCCGAGUUCUAAGAGCAUUUUCGACACGGCGGAUAAUGUUAGUCAGACAGACCUUCCAAGUGUUGGAAUGGGAGGAAACCAAUCCUUCAUUGACCCUCGUGCUCCGCCUCUGCCACCCGCUGACCAUUCACACUCGCGAAAUGAAUCCUUCAGCACAAUGUACUCCGACAAUCAACGAAAUCUCGAAGGUCAAAAGUCGCCGGGCUUACCAAGGUAUUCCACGGGGGGUGAAUUCACAAUGGACGAAGACAUGGCUCGUAUAAUGGGUCCGGACGAACCAGGCGCUCAUGAAUCAUUCCUUAGGAGGGUCUCCAAUUCUGUCCGCCAUGGUCGAAGUUAUAGCGACAAAACUGGCCGGCUAUCUCGAGAUCGCUGGCCUAGGUCGCCUGCAGUGCCUACUUCCAUUGGCCAAGAGAUUAGCAGUCCAAGCUCGGUAUCUCCGGAAAAUCGUGAUGAACUCGCGUGGUUUAGGAAUGAGCUGCGACGUGAGAGGCAGAAAACCAUUGAGCGCGAAAAGAGGAUUGCCGAGCUUGAAUCGCAGCUCGACUCGACCGCAAACAUGAAACAGGUCAACUCCGAGCUCAAGGAGAAGAGAUCAACCAUUGUCGUGCUUGACACGCAAAAAGAGAUUGUGGUACGCGAGCUGGAGGUGCUGACGGAGCAUUUGGCUGUUGCAAAACGUAGCGGCGAGCCAUUCGACCUUUCCAAGAUGAGCAAUGCCGUGCUGCGCGACUUUGCAGAAGCGCUCGAACGACUGAAGAACUCAUUUGCGCCGCAGAUCGAAGACUCGAUCCAGAAGCGAAAUGAACUGGUCGACGAGAUUGCGAACCUGACGCAGAUGAAGGACAAAAGUUUCAUGGAAUUUGAGCAACUAUCCUCCAAAAAUGCACAACUGGCCGAACUCAACAAUCAAUUGGUGCACCAGAUUCAAGGCCUGUACAAAGCCAACUCUGGGGUCCAAAAUGAUUCAAACAAGCCCGCCAUGAACGGUCUAGGGAUAUACUCGCAUAACAAGGACAAAUCGAGUGUCUCUGUUGACUCCAAUUCCAACACCGUGCGAAAUAUGUCAACGGACUUCACUAACAUCGACUCAACGAGUACUUUGCAAGCGAGUGAAGCGGAACCGGUGACCGUGAUUCAGGGUCCUCAUGUGGUGAACAUCAGAAAGGGUCAACCCAGGAAGUUUGAUUGGAGAAAGGGACAGAAGGUUGCCAAAGGCGUUACCAAGGGGCUGAAGGGUGCUUUCUCUUCUACACAGCAAAGUUACAGCCGAGACCUGCAAUUCGCCGAGACAGGUGCUUAUGGAACGACACCGCUCGGUCAAGAAUAUCCGGGUCUUCCAAAGUCAAACCCAGAACCGGUCAAGCAGAGCGGAUUUGGCUUCUUUGGUGGUAAUCCACGAACAGCACCCAAGCCCAAUGGACUCUAUGCGCCACAAGGAAACGCCAGCACGCCUUCUUUGCUAGUCGAUGCGGCUGCACAGUUGUUUGGUUCCGAUCUUGAGCAGCGGGCAGAGUUUGAGAAGACUGACAUCCCUACCAUUGUCAAGCGCUGUGUUGAGGAAGUAGAGUCUCGAGGCAUGGACGUUGAAGGAAUUUACCGCAAAUCUGGCGGUAACUCCCAAGUACAACAAGUCAAGGAUUGGUUUGAGAAUCCUUCCAAGGACUUCGACCUGUCUGACCCGGAUCUCGACAUUCACGCUGUUACUUCUGGUCUGAAACAAUACUUCCGACGACUGCCGGUACCACUUAUCACCUAUGAUGUGUACGACAAGCUUCUAGACACGACGGCUAUCUCAGACAAAGAUAGCAGAAUUGACGCCAUGCAAAUCGCCUUGGAGGAUUUGCCUAAUGUGCACUAUGAUACCCUUCAGUACCUCAUGCAGCAUCUGGCCCGAGUGGUACUUCAGGAGAAGGAGAACCUGAUGACUCCUAUGAACAUUGCGGUGGUGUUUGCGCCCACGAUUAUGAGACCGGAGAGUCUGAACCGUGAGCUGAGUGAUACGAAGAUGAAGAACGAAGCGGUGAUGUGGAUGGUUGAGAACAGCGAAAGAUUGUUUGGGAAGUGAUUGCGAGGAGAAACUUCGAAGCAUUGAAUAGGGAUCUUGGUUUGGACUACGGCGCACUUGGAGGGUUGGAGAGACAGCUUCAUCACGAUGACGGAGGUCUUGUUGUACCGCUUUUAUCCAGCCUGGUGUCUUGGGGCGGUGACUUGGUCAGACAAGAUCUGUCUACGAGGAGAUCAUUCUGGGGCGCGAAGGCGUCUUGAUCAAGAUUAUAGGGCUUUCAGUAGAGCUGGACUCGAUAUUUGAGGAUCGAGUUACGACCCGUGUGUGACUGGUAUGAGAUCUGCGUAGGGGAUAACGAAACCAUCAUGUUCGAGAGUCAAA
This is a messenger RNA of Exophiala viscosa, 3945 nucleotides long. Its product is annotated as breakpoint cluster region protein. Gene Ontology annotation, biological process: regulation of GTPase activity; signal transduction. Lineage: Eukaryota; Fungi; Ascomycota; Eurotiomycetes; Chaetothyriales; Herpotrichiellaceae. Bases 343 to 3624 code for a protein of 1093 amino acids. The record is from RefSeq and is a predicted model, not a curated record. Gene Ontology annotation, cellular component: cytoplasm. The transcript is spliced from 4 exons.